Miscanthus lutarioriparius is the source of this 1440-nucleotide messenger RNA. Lineage: Eukaryota; Viridiplantae; Streptophyta; Magnoliopsida; Poales; Poaceae. The record is from the annotation of a GenBank genome assembly.
AUGGGAUCCGUAGGACACACCGCCACCGGCACCCGCACCCGCCGCCGCCGCCGCGUGCUGUUCUUCUCGCUUCCAUACCAGGGCCACAUCAACCCCAUGUUCCAGCUCGCCGGCCUGCUCCACGCGCGUGGGUUCGCCAUCACCGUCUUCCACACCCACUUCAACGCGCCAGAUGCGUCCCAGCACCCCGCCUACGACUUCGUCCCCGUCCAGGACGACGGGAUGCCAGCGGACAGCCCGGACACGGUGCAGGUAACCGUGGAGCACAUGUUCGCCUUGAACCGCGCGUGCGAGGCGCCGUUCAGGGAGCGUCUGGCCGCGCUGCUGGAACAGCAGCAGCAGCACGCGCGGGAGGAGGACGUCGCGUGCCUGGUCGCCGACGCGCACCUGCUGACGCUCAUGGACGUGGCGCGUGGUCUGGGCGUGCCCACGCUCGCACUUCGCACCGGCAGCGCCGCGUGCUUCCGCUGGUUCAUGGCGUUCCCCAUGCUCUGCGACAAGGGCUACCUGUCCGCUCAAGGUGUCCAAUCUCCAGUGGCAGAGUCGCAGCUGGACAUGCCGGUGAUGGAGCUGCCGCCGUACCGCGUCCGGGACCUGCCGUCGGCCGCCAGCGGGGCCACCCACGGUCUAAUGCGGGAGGUGAUUUCCCGAGCGGUGAGCGCGGUGAAGACCUCGUCGGGACUCAUCAUCAACACGUUCGACGCGCUGGAGGCCGACGAGCUCGCGUCGCUCCGGAGCGACCUCGCCGUCCCGGUGUUCGACAUCGGCCCGCUCCACGUGCACUCGCCGGCAGCCUCGAGCAGCCUGCUGCAGCAGGACCGAGGGUGCCUGGACUGGCUGGACGCACAGGGCCCUGCGUCCGUGCUUUACGUCAGCUUCGGCAGCCUCGCCAGCAUGUCCGCCUCGGACCUCGCGGAGACGGCCUGGGGCAUCGCCAACAGCGGCCGCCCGUUCCUCUUGGUGCUCCGGCCGGGCAUCGUCCGCGGAGCGCCGCCAACGCAGCAGCCGCCGCAGCUGCCGGACAGCUUCGACGCGGAGACGCGCGGGCGGGGCAUGGUGGUGAGCUGGGCGCCGCAGGAGGAGGUCCUGGCGCACCCUGCCGUGGGCGCGUUCUGGACGCACUGCGGCUGGAACUCAACGCUGGAGGGCGUGUGCGCGGGCGUGCCGAUGCUGUGCCACCCGUGCUUCGGCGACCAGAUGGGGAACGCGAGGUACGUGGAUCACGUGUGGCGGACCGGACUCUCGCUCGACGGCGAGCUCGAGAGGGGCAAGGUGGAGGCGGCUAUCUCGACGAUGAUGGGGUCAGGCGAGAGCGAGACCGGCACCGAGCUGCGGGGGAGGGCACGGGAGCUCAGUAGAAGAGCGGCGGAGAGCGUGGCCAAGGCCGGAUCGUCCGACCUCAACGUCGACAAGCUGGUGAACCACAUCCUGUCCCUCUAG